Molecule: messenger RNA, 1454 nt
Organism: Phyllotreta striolata
Lineage: Eukaryota; Metazoa; Arthropoda; Insecta; Coleoptera; Chrysomelidae
Source: the annotation of a GenBank genome assembly
CACAUUUGUAUAUAAACUGAAUAUUUGUGUAUACAAUCCAGUGUACUGUUUGUACUAUAAAGACCCGAUCUUUUAAAUUGUUUAGUUUUCCAAGUGUAAAUGUUUAAAGUAUGAUGAAGGAGCAGAGUGAGAAUAAUUCUGGCAGUCCGGCGUCGUCGGUAGUGCUCCAGCAGCAUUUGCACGGCUUACACAUCCACCAGAACCCGCCGGAGUCCAUCAGGCUCCACCAGAACCAUGCCGGCGUCAUCCUGCCCGCCGGCGACCAGCAGCAGCAGCAACAAAACUCGCCGCAGGUCGUCGAAUCCACGCACGACGACUCGAAACCCACCAGCAGCGACAAGAAAUCCGGCAUCAGACGCCAGGAGAAGCCGCCGUACUCCUACAUCGCCCUCAUCGUGAUGGCCAUCCAGCACUCGCCCACCAAGCGGUUGACCCUCAGCGAGAUCUACACGUUCCUGCAGCAACGGUUCCCGUUCUUCAGGGGCACCUACCAGGGCUGGAAGAACUCCGUGCGCCACAAUCUGUCGCUCAACGAGUGCUUCAUCAAGCUGCCGAAGGGCCUCGGCCGGCCGGGCAAGGGCCACUACUGGACGAUAGAUCCGGCCAGCGAGUUCAUGUUCGAGGAGGGCUCGUUCCGGCGGCGGCCGCGCGGCUUCCGCCGGAAGUGCCAGGCCAUGAAGCCGCAGUACCAUCCGGGAUCGUUCUUCGCCAAUCAGAUGGUCAACCAGACGGCCUACGAUCACCAGGCGCUCAUCCAGGCGCAGGAGUACAACAAUUGUUCGUACAACAACGGCGCCGCGGCGCAGGUGCCGGCCGUGUCGAGCGGUCACUAUUCCAAUUACGAGUACCCGUCGGUGUACCAGCAGCAGUGCGAUCGCGAUUGGAGCACCGCCGGUUUGUUGCCGGCUUAUUCGGACAGCACGAUCAGCAGUACUUACAUGAAGGCGCCCCUGAGCCCGAUGCCCGACAACCAGGACGCCCCGUCGCCGGCGCUCAACGACGGGUACUAUUCCUACGGCGGAAUUAGCACCACUUCGUCCGAAAAUAUGAUGAGGCCAUCAAGUAACCCGGUGCAGCAAAUUCAAUGUGAUAGAAAACCGUAUUUGAGCCCGCCGCCCCCGACGAUUCCGGCGUCGCUGCCGUCGCCGGCGUCGGCAGGCAACGCGCACGCCUUCUACGAAAGCGCCGCCGUCAAGUACACCAUGUAAUUUAUACGAAUUUUUAUUUAUUAUAAUCCAGAAGAGGCCUGUAUUGGAUACUCCGUUAAGACGACGUAAGUGUAUAAUUAAAUCCCUAAUUAGUAUACCGAAUAGUUUUAAGUUUUACGGCGAAUUAAUUAAUUUAUUUGGUGAAAUAUUCGAUGUUAUAGUUACCGUUUCAUGUACCUUUUAAAUUGGAAUUUAAACGCAUCAUUUUUAUUUGUUGUAAAUAGUGUAUUAGGAGUGAGUAAGUUU